Molecule: messenger RNA, 1521 nt
Organism: Mus caroli (Ryukyu mouse)
Lineage: Eukaryota; Metazoa; Chordata; Mammalia; Rodentia; Muridae
Gene: Arhgap8
Product: Rho GTPase activating protein 8
Biological process (GO): negative regulation of endocytic recycling; small GTPase-mediated signal transduction
Cellular component (GO): cytoplasm
Molecular function (GO): GTPase activator activity
Source: RefSeq, a predicted model, not a curated record
GGGCCUGUCCGGGGACCGGCCAGGUGUGCGGCUGGAGUUGCAGAGACCAGAGCUACAGAGACAAGGAAGCAGCAGUCACCCUGGGGGCCACAGAAGGACUCUCAGUGGCGUCUAUGGCUGGCCUGGACCCCACACUGAGCACAAGUCACCCAUUCUAUGAUGUGGCCAGACACGGCAUCCUGCAGGUGGCAGGGGAUGACCGCCAGGGGAGACGCAUCUUCACUUUCAGCUGCUGCCGGCUGCCACCCUUGCACCAGCUCAACCACCAGCGCCUGCUGGAGUAUCUGAAGUACACACUGGACCAGCAUGUGGAGAACGACUAUACCAUUGUCUACUUUCACUAUGGCCUCAGCAGCCAGAACAAACCAUCCCUAGGCUGGCUCCAGAACACCUACAAGGAGUUUGACCGGAAGUACAAGAAGAACCUCAAGGCACUGUACGUUGUACACCCCACCAGCCUCAUCAAAGCACUGUGGAACAUCUUCAAGCCCCUCAUCAGUCACAAGUUUGGGAAAAAAGUCACCUACUGCAGCAACCUGCGUGAGCUCCGAGAACACCUUCAGUGCGAUCAGCUGCUCAUCCCCCCGGAAGUAGUGAGGUAUGACGAGAAGCUGCAAAACCUGCACAAAGGUCAACCACCCCCGCCCACCAAGACACCGCCACCUCGGCCGCCUCUGCCCACCCAGCAGUUUGGCGUCAGCCUGCAAUACCUCAGAGACAAAAAUCAAGGUGAACUCAUCCCUCCAGUGCUGCGUUGGACGGUGACAUAUCUGAGAGAAAAAGGACUGCGCACCGAGGGCCUGUUCCGGAGAUCGGCCAGUGCCCAGACUGUCCGCCAGGUGCAGCGGCUAUAUGACCAAGGGAAGCCCGUGAACUUUGAUGAUUACGGAGACAUGCACCUCCCAGCCGUGAUCCUGAAGACAUUUCUCCGAGAGCUGCCCCAGCCACUGCUGACCUUCCAAGCCUACGAGCAGAUUCUCGGGAUCACCAGUGUGGAGAGCAGCCUGCGUGUGACCCACUGCCGCCUGAUCCUGCGGAGCCUCCCAGAACACAACUACGCCGUCCUCCGCUACCUCAUGGGCUUCCUGCAUGAGGUGUCUCUGGAGAGCAUUUCAAACAAGAUGAACAGCUCUAAUCUGGCGUGCGUGUUUGGACUGAACUUGAUCUGGCCAUCCCAGGGGGUGGCUUCCCUGAGCGCCCUGGUACCUCUGAACUUGUUCACAGAGCUGCUGAUAGAGUACUAUGACAAAGUCUUCAGUUCCCAGGAGGCCCCUCGGGAGCACACCCGGGAUACUGUGGAAGUACAACAGGCUGGCCCUGUUACCAAAGAAUUCAUGAAGACGGGCACUCCCCGGGCCUCACCAUACCUGUCCCGCCUCCGUAUCUCCUGACUAGCUUGAGACACCUCAAGAUGGAGACUGGAGAUGCUCCCUUCCAAUCUAGGCAUCUGUGUACCUGUUUGUCUUAUGAACUUACUAUCUUUAAGAAGACACAGGAAUUAAAUGAACCUAGAACUUCCUA